AUAAUCCGGAAGUUUUGGUCAAACAUCAGCUACGAUAUUCACACACAAGCGAUCAACACUUGGCAUUAUCGUAAAGAUAACAUAUGGUAUUGUCUAAAAAAAACUGUGCAUCAAGAUGUGUAGAUACAAUCACCCCGAUAUAGCAGUAGCAUGCUAGAUGUAAUUAUGUCAUGGUAUCUUAUGAAAGUUAACGUUAGCUCAGUGGUGCUAAGCUAUGCAUUAUCCGAUCAAGUAGAUGCGUUUUAUUACCCUGGUAGCCAAGCAGCUUGUUAAAGGGUACAGAUAGGAACAAAAUGGCUACAAUGUUCGUGGAUGAGACUCUGGAGGUUGUUGGCACAGAAUCGUCAUGGAGAAGAUCACUGCAGUCGGCGCAAGAGUCGAGAAGUUGCCAAACGUUGCCCUUGAACACAACAGAAAUUGAAGUCCAGGCAGGAGACUAUUCGGAUAAUGGCACACAGACAGAUAUUCAGGACAGCUUCCCUGAAUAUCGCGAAACGAGCGACUGCCCUGGCCUGAAGGAGUUUUUGAAAGGGGUGGAGGACAUGGUCAUUAAAGAGUUGAUCAAGAACUCAAGGAGCCACGCUUUCGAUGGAUAUGAAGUUAACUGGGUUGAUCACAACGAGACGGUGUCCUGCAUCCAUCGACUGCAACAUCCGGAUGCUUUGUCAAGGGGGUUGCAAGUUACCAGCCUGUCAUGGAGUUGUACAGGCUCUGUGAUUGCUUGUGCCUUUGGAAGAAUCGACGAUGGAGACUGGAGCACAGAGAGAUCCUGUGUGUGUACCUGGAACUUGGACCGAAGAGUCCUGGACCCCAAGAGAGCUGACCUGGUCAUCGAUGUGGCCAGUGCUGUCAUGUCCCUGGCCUUUCAUCCUCAGCGCCCUUCUCUGAUUGCAGGUGGGCUGUACAGUGGGGAGGUGGUGGUGUGGGACACCAGCCGCACGCAGGACCCCAUGCUGGCCCAGACCGGCAUGUCAGCAGACACCCACAGGGAGCCAGUCUAUCAGGUGCAGUGGGUGGCGGGUUCUCGGAGGGGUGAGAUGGAGGUGGUAAGCGGCGGUUCGGGAGGCAGAGUGCUGCGGUGGAGGGUGGACGCAGCUGAGACCCGACUGGUCCUGUCUGCUGGUUAUGCGCUGGUCCGACAGCAAGUGCCCAUGAUCAACACCCUGAGCAAGGGAAGAGGAGGCACCUGCAUCGGCGUGACAGCCUUGGCCCUCUCUCCCUGGGACGCCGACUCCUUCCUGGUCGGUUCGGAGGGGGGCCUGGUCCUCAAGUGCGCCUUCUCCAGCCAGACGGUGGCUGCGGCGCCUCCCGAUGGCGAGAGCGUGACCCUGCGCGCUCCGGCUCAGUUCUGCUUCGCGCCCAGCAGCGGCCCUGUACACUCAGUGCACUUCUCCCCCUUUCACAGGAACUUGUUUGUGAGCGGGGGGACAGAUGGCCUGGCCCAUGUCCACAGCCUGCUGCAGCCGGAGCCCCUGCUGUCCCUGCGCGUCUGUGACUCAUCCUACGUCUUCGUGCUGCGCUGGUCUCCAACGCGCCCACUGGUUUUCGCGGCAGCUACCGGACAAGGUUUGAUUCAUAUUUUUGACCUUGGCCGACGCUCACUCAGGGCGGUGGCCACCAUUGACCAGGAGGCGGGCGGGAAGCCGGUGUACUGUCUGGAGUUCAACCCGCGCCAGACGCACCUGCUGGCGGCCGGCAACGCGGACGGCACCAUCAACAUCUGGCAACUCAGCGCCGACCUGACAGAGCAGGGACCCAGAGAGGACGCACAGCUGGAGCAGCUAGCCAGCGAGGCGGCCGACUGAACUGAACUGGGUGGUGCACAAACACAGUGGGUGCGUUCCAAUAUGCAGACUUGCCUCCUCCACUUGGGCUUGUGGCCUUGUAAGUCUGCAUAUUGGAAUGUACUCACAGUGAAGUUAUACACUCCACCAAUGACUUGAGUUGUCUGCUUCAGGAAGUAAAAACCCUGCCACAAAUGUGAUCCAAGCAAUGAUCUGAAUCAGCCGAUUGUAACGAGUACUCAAGACAGAUAGACUAGUUAGUCAGUGAAGUCACGAGUGUUUGAAGGAAACAGUGGCAGUGUCUUUAUUUUCUGAACCAGGGUUUUGGACACCUCUGCCCAACAAGGUGGCAGACUGCGCUGUGCUGCCCUUACAAAAAAAGGACUGAAGUUAUAAGCUCCCUAUUGAAGAAAAUAAGGGGUCUUUUUGCCUUGUAUUGUGAGAGGAGGUUUAUAGAUGGUCAGUAAAAGACUCGAACACCCCAUUAUCUCCUUCAAGAGAGGUUUAGGGGAAAGGUUAAGCAAUGCAUCCUGAUUUAUCCAAACAUGGACACAUAUGAGGGCUCUCACUACAUAAAGGGCAGAAACCCCGUUCAGUAGAUUUCUUCCUGAACAUUUCAGUCAGGAUCUUGUUGAAUGUCUAUACUUGUUGAACAUAUUUAUUGUAUAACGCGUUUUAUUUUACAUCUCAACUUUUUUUCUACAUGAAAAUAAAGACACUCUGUACAACUUUA
Engraulis encrasicolus (European anchovy) is the source of this 2517-nucleotide messenger RNA. RefSeq names its product dynein 2 intermediate chain 2 (gene dync2i2). NCBI's taxonomy places the organism in Eukaryota, Metazoa, Chordata, Actinopteri, Clupeiformes, Engraulidae. Gene Ontology annotation, cellular component: ciliary plasm; cytoplasmic dynein complex. Gene Ontology annotation, molecular function: dynein light chain binding; dynein heavy chain binding. The record is from RefSeq and is a predicted model, not a curated record. Gene Ontology annotation, biological process: intraciliary transport. The transcript has 9 exons. The coding region runs from base 294 to 1805 and encodes 503 amino acids.